Parasteatoda tepidariorum (common house spider) is the source of this 1804-nucleotide messenger RNA. RefSeq names its product aarF domain containing kinase 5 (gene Adck5). NCBI's taxonomy places the organism in Eukaryota, Metazoa, Arthropoda, Arachnida, Araneae, Theridiidae. The record is from RefSeq and is a predicted model, not a curated record. Gene Ontology annotation, biological process: protein phosphorylation. Gene Ontology annotation, molecular function: ATP binding; protein kinase activity.
ACUUAAUCAUCUAUUGGAUGCAAAAAAUGGCCAAACCUUAUUGUUUUAUGUUGAGUCAUUCAAGUAGAUGUGCCACAAACAUUUUGCAAAGAAAAUUGUUUCAAAAUAUAAAUUUGAAAACUGUUCAAACAUUUGCGACGAAGAAAACCUAUAAAAAAACUAGUUUCUUCAAAUGGAAAUAUGCUGUUUUUGGAAGCUUUAUAAUUGGUCCUUCAAUUUACUAUUAUUCUUUAGAUACUUUUCAAAAACGUCAAGUUGAUGUGACACUAUCUGGAUUUGUUCGUUUCUUAAGAUCUCUAAAAAUUGGUCUAUUUAUAUCUUUAGAUUAUUGGAUAAAACUUUUUGGAACGCAUGAAAACUCCUCAAAAUAUAAUGAAAUUUUACGAAAGUGUCAUAAAAAAGCAGCGGAAAUGUUGCUGGAAGGCUGUUUGCAAAAUGGUGGCUUAUAUGUUAAACUUGGGCAAGGUGUAGUUUCUUUAAACCAUAUAUUACCUCCUGAAUAUAUUGAAACUUUAUCAGUCCUUCAUAAUAAGGCAUUAAUACGAGAAGAAAAAGAAUUAGAAACAUUAUUUGAAGAAGAUUUUGGGAAACUGCCAGAAAAUGUUUUUGCUUCUUUUGAAAGGAAGCCCAUUGCAGCUGCUAGUUUGGCUCAAGUUUACAAAGCUACUACGCACAGUGGAGAAACAGUUGCUGUUAAAGCCCAAUACAUUGAUCUUCAGCAAAGAUUCAGUGGAGAUACAAACACUAUCUAUAUUUUAUUAAAACUGAUUGGUUGGAUGCAUCCAAACUUUGACUUCACAUGGGUGAUGGAUUAUUUGAGAGAAAGUCUGGUUGCUGAAUUAGAUUUUAUCAAUGAAGCCAAAAAUAUGGAAAGAUGUGCCAAUGAUCUGAAACAUUUAUCAUUUGUUUACAUUCCAAAAGUUUAUUGGGAGUUAUCUACAAAGAGAAUCCUAACAGCUGAAUUCAUUGAUGGUGUUGAUAUAGAUGAUGUCAAAGGUAUUCAAAAAAUUGGUUUAAACAUAGUUGAUGUUGGUCAAAAAAUGGUUAGGACAUUUGCUGAGCAAAUUUUCCAUACAGGAUUUGUGCAUGCCGACCCUCAUCCAGGAAACAUAUUGGUUCGUAAAGGAAAAAAUAAAAAAGCUGAAAUUGUGCUCAUUGAUCAUGGCUUGUAUGAAUAUUUACCAGUAGAAAAUCGUAUGUCUCUUUGCUGUCUGUGGAGAUCCAUUGUUUUAAAUGAUAACAAAAGUAUGAAAAAAUUCUCUGAGGAACUAAAUGUCCAAGAUUACUAUCUCUUUAGUGAAAUUUUAAUGCAAAGGCCAUUGAAUAGAAAAGGAAUGCGUUUGCCUAAUUGUCUGACUGCAGAAGACACUGCAUACAUGAAAAAAAUGGCUAAAGAUCAUUUUGACAGUAUUAUGACAGUUGUCCAGAGCUUGCCUUUACCUAUGCUUCUUGUGUUUAGAAAUAUCAAUACAGUUCGAUCCAUAGUUAAAAAUCAUGGUGACCAUGUGGAUCGUUAUACUCUUAUGGCAAAGAUAGCUAUUCGUGGUGCCUAUAAUAAAUAUAAUCCUACUUUGAUAAAUGCUGUUAGAAACCGGAUUGAUUUGCUGAGUUUUAAUGCAAAGCUACACUGGGAAUCAUUGCAGAUGUUAUUUAUUAGCAUAUACUUUCGGAUUCUAGUCCUUAUUGGCAGAGCUUCUGAAGAAAGUGCCUCUCUUGCUUUAGAUCUCAUGAAAUGAACAUAAAGUUUCUUGUUAAUUAUUUAAAAGUGUAAAAUAAAAUGUAUUUUCUUAUUUAAAUAACAUCA